Messenger RNA from Dothidotthia symphoricarpi CBS 119687, 1884 nucleotides. Its product is annotated as mitochondrial cytochrome-like protein b2. The transcript is spliced from 3 exons. Gene Ontology annotation, molecular function: oxidoreductase activity; heme binding. Bases 223 to 1722 code for a protein of 499 amino acids. Lineage: Eukaryota; Fungi; Ascomycota; Dothideomycetes; Pleosporales; Dothidotthiaceae. The record is from RefSeq and is a predicted model, not a curated record.
CCAGUAUCAACGCAUUCUUCAUGGGAACGAUGAUUCUUCGGUGCUCGGGAACUGAUCACCCGGCUGCAUUUGAAGCAUGCGGGGGCGUCGCUAUUCCCGCGGACUGCGUGGGCGGCAUCCGCCCCCGCAUACCUCAAAUACAGCCGAAACGGCAGGCCAUGCAUCUAGCACUCAUCCAUAUUUACGAAUUGACAUUCAUCGCAUUGCCAAGACACUCAUAAUAUGGCAUCCAUCAACGGAGCUGAAGUUGCAAAACACAACAACAAGGAAAGCUGCUGGAUAGUGGUAGAUUCGAAUGUAUACGAUGUUACGAGCUUCUUGUCUGAGCACCCAGGAGGUGCAGCUAUCAUAUUGAAGAAUGCUGGAACUGAUGCGUCCAGAGAAUUCAAAAUGUAUCAUCCGCUGGACUAUCUGAGGGAUAAUCUGUCAUCUAACUCGUUGCUUGGACCAGUCGACCCUGACACCUUCGGACAACUCAGACAGCCUAAGGAAGAGAAAGCAGCGUUGGGCGAAGAUUUAGAUAGUUCCAAGGAGAUACCACACGUCACAUUAUGUGUGUCGACUCCGGAUUUCGAAAACGCAGCAAAAGCUGUUCUGCCACAUAAAUCCUACAUAUACGCCUCGGGAUCCGCGAAUACUGGCGCAUCGUUGCAGGGCAACCUGGACGACUGGGGUCGCAUUAACUUUCGUCCGCGUGUGAUGCGCAAUGUGGGCGAUGUUGAUACGAGGCGUAAGAUGUUUGGCUACAGCUCACCGCAUCCAUUCUACAUCUCACCUAUGGGAACCAUGGGAGCUAUGCACCCCGGUGCAGAACCAGAGAUGAUUCGAGGAGCAAUUAGAAAAGGUACGCACGUGGUGGUCAGCACCUCAAGCACGAAGAGCAGCGAGCAGAUUAUGCAAUGCUAUAUCGACGAACAAGAGCGGCUGAGAAAUGAAAGUCCGACGACGUUAUUCUACCAAUACUAUAUGCCUGUUGAUCGCACAAAAGCGAUCGAACUGAUGCAACUGGUCAAGAAGUGUGGGUACAAGGGUCUAUGGAUCACCGUCGAUACUCCGGUUCUAGGAAAGAGGACAAAGGAUCGGUAUCUGCAAGCCGAAGAAGCCUUAGCUGUUGGACUAGGAGAGGAAACUACCGCUGAAUGGGAGACUGGUAGCGACAAUGCGUUUGCGCCUGCAAUGGGUGGACGGCCUGUGCAAGGACAACUCAGUCCGCAUACUACUUGGGAUGAUCUGGAAUGGAUACGCAACGAGUGGGACGGGCCGAUCGUCUUGAAGGGUAUCCAGUGCGCCGAGGAUGCGAAACUUGCGAUGGAAUACGGAUGUAAUGGCAUUCUUCUCAGCAACCAUGGUGGGAGGCAGCUACACACUGCGCCCAGUGCGCUCAUGACUCUUCUCGAGAUUCGGACGUAUUCGCCAGAGGUGCUAGGCAAGCUCGAGAUCUACCUCGAUGGAGGGUUGAGAGACGGGAACGACAUCCUAAAAGCACUGUGUCUGGGCGCUACAGCAGUUGGCGUGGGUCGACCGUUCCUGUACGCGCUUGCGGCGUAUGGGACCAAGGGUGUUGAGCGAUGUGUAGAUGUGCUUGCGGAAGAACUCCAAACGGGCAUGCGGCUGUUGGGUAUCACGUCACUGGAUCAGUGCAGACCUGAGAUGGUAAACGCGAGUCGAGUGUUGAACGAGAUGUGGCGGCCAGAGCAGUUGAGUAUCAAGAGUCGGUUGUGAUACUACCCGUAUAUAGCACAGUAUAGCUCCUGUAUUUGUCAUUACAAUGUACCGCUCAAGUCUCCGCCACAGCUAAAGCAUGUCGUCGGCUGCUGCAAAAUACGUAGAGUCGUCCACUCUAGACAGGAUUUUCAAGGCUGGAAGAUAGUGUUCAUAAAAUCC